AUGUUAUCUAAUACAUCAAGAGGGCAGCAAUAAAACCAAUUUUCAAAGACUUAAACUCAAACUCUGAUUCCCCUUUCUGAAUUAAAUCACAUUAGGGGGAAGCUUAAGGGGGGCAAUUUGGCUCAAGAAGAACGAUAACUGGAUAAAAUGAGAAUGUAUAACUUGUUUUAAAUUGUAGGAAGGCGAAUUCUGAGGAAAGGAUGAAGCGUUGGCCUACCACAAUAGCAGCUUAUAAAUAAAAAAGAGAUUAGCAUAGAUUUGAGAAAUUCACGGUAGCAGAGGAAGAGAGAAGGAAAAUUGACAUUGAAGAGGAGAUCUUUUAGAAAGGAGAAAAGAAAAUUACUUUGGAAAAAGCAAACAAAUAAAUUUAUGAGGAUAGUGACAGGGUUAAAGCAUUUCAUGGAAAAAUGCUCUUUUCUGAUGUGUUGUAGGAGAGGGACGAAUAAAUUGUGAUGGAGAAAUAUAAGAAAGAACUUCUUAAAUAAUAGGAAGAGAUCUAUAAAUAAAUAAUAGAAGAACAAUUAGAUGAGUACGAUUAAAAGGAGACUUUGAAAUAGAAACUGUAGUAGUAAAGAAAAAAGGAAUAAAAGGAUAUGUUACACAAGUAAAGAUGACAUAUAUUUAGAUAACACGAAGAAAUGAAAGAGAAAUAUCUCACCAGAUUGAAAGAAGAGAGAAUUGAAGGAGAAUUGAUUAAAUAAAAGGUUAAGGAUGCUUUAGAAGAUGAAUAGAAGAUAUCAAGAUUAAAAUAAGAAAAAGUAUUGGAGAAUUAGAGAUUAGUAUAACAGGCGAAUGAUUAACUGAAGGAGUUUAAAGUGUAAUAAAAAAUUAAGGAGAAAGAGGAGGAUGAAAAGAUAAGAUUACAUGCAGAGAAAAAAUAGAGAAUAGCUGAAAUGAGAAAAGUUAGAGAGGAUUUAAAAUUUCAUGAGAAAUAGGAACAGAGAUAGAAAAUGAUUGAUCGCCAGAUAUAGUAGUUAGAGGUUGUUAAAAAAGCACAGGAAGAACAUUUGAACAAAUAAAUUAUAGAAGCACAAGUAAAAGCUGAAGAGGUUGAGAAAAUAAAGAAGUAAAAGAGGGAACAAAUGUGUAAAGCAAUUGAUUAUAGUAGAAAGAUUAAGGAUGAAGUUAAAGAGAGAGAAGCGAAAUGUAUUAUAAAUUAUUAUAUGUUAAGCUGUUGAUUAUCACAAAAAGGAAUUUCAAUCCUAUUGGGAAAAAAGAGGGAGAGAACUAGAAGAGAUAGAAAGGGCAGAAAUUACAGCAUAAAGAGAGAGACGAGUUCAGAAUUCAAAAUUUUAAUAAGAUUAAAUUAAUGAAAAAAUAGUAAUUAAUAUUUUUUAAUAUGUUUUUAGGGACUAAGGGAAAAAGAAUAUCUUGAAUAAUUAGAUUAAUAGGAAGAGAAAUAAAGAAAGAUAGAAAAGGAGGAUGAGAUUUUCAUGAUGUGGGCAAGUUAAAAGAUUUAAGAGUAAUCUAGGGAAGGAAAGAAUAUAUUGCCAUUAAUUAAAGAAUUAAAAAACUUAAGCAAAGUCUAAUGA
This is a messenger RNA of Paramecium octaurelia, 1532 nucleotides long. The record is from the annotation of a GenBank genome assembly. NCBI's taxonomy places the organism in Eukaryota, Ciliophora, Oligohymenophorea, Peniculida, Parameciidae.